Messenger RNA from Pomacea canaliculata, 1900 nucleotides. RefSeq lists its product as uncharacterized. Gene Ontology annotation, cellular component: plasma membrane. Bases 423 to 1013 code for a protein of 196 amino acids. The record is from RefSeq and is a predicted model, not a curated record. NCBI's taxonomy places the organism in Eukaryota, Metazoa, Mollusca, Gastropoda, Architaenioglossa, Ampullariidae. The transcript is spliced from 4 exons.
CGGAAGCUGCCCCGCAACGGGUCACGCUGCUGGAGCUCGGACUGUCUGGGGUAAAGGGCCGGAGGCUUUGUUCAGAUCAUGGAACCGACUAUGUAACCAGUCGUUUGAUCUUGGCCCAGAGUAACAAUGUGGUACAAAAGCGCCAUGGGUCGCUUAGUUUGUUGCGGCACAGGGCAGGCUGUAAGGCCACCUCUGAACCCGGUCAGCCGUUCAUUCAUGCAGGGACUUUUCGACAUGUCAAGCAGACGACGCUUUAUUUGCGGUAGAGAAACUAAGAUGUUUGAGAAGAAUACACAGAUACUUUGGGAUUACCUGCGCAUAGAUGACCCAUUACAAAAGGAAAAUCAAGCGAAUCCAUAAGUGCGUAAUCACUAGAAAAUUACUAGAAAGAAUCCCUUUAGCAAUGCCGCUACCUGGAUUUCAUGAUGAGUGAUCUCAUUUUUGUCCUUGGAAACCAAGAUCUGAGAACUGCUGACCAUGCUGCUGACCUAUAUCUCAGUGGUUUUGCUCCUCUUGUGGUUGUGUCUGGAAAGCAUGGCCAUGGAACUGCAGGCAAGUGGGAGUUGCCCGAGGCUGUUGUUUUUUCAAAUCGUCUUCUGGAGAAGAAUGUUCCAGCUUCAGCCAUCAUAAUAGAACCAGAAGCUACCAACACAGGAGAAAACAUCAUCUUCACUCAGAAACUUUUACGCAAUCUUCCCAGUCCGCUUGACCCUCAUUCUAUCAUACUUGUUCAAACACCAUUCAUGGGACGCCGGACAUAUGCCACGUUCAUGAAACAAUGGGAACGGGCAGAACUUGUUGAUGUAAGAGUGACUUCUCCUCCAAUAUCUCUGGCAGACUAUGCUUGUGAUCACUCUGCUUUCAGAAGCCAAGCAAAGUUAGUUGAAGAAAUGCUGCGAAAUAUGCAACGGAUGUUGGAAUAUCCUUUGCUUGGAUUUCAGAUUAAGCAGGAAAUACCACGUAAAGUCAUGGAGGCUUAUCAGUCUCUGCAACUGCAUUUUGACCAUAUAUAGCUUCACUAUAUUGUUUAAUAAUACAAAACAGGUAAAUUCUACUGGCUUGUGUGAUGUAGUCUUACAGAAAAAAACAAAAUUAUAAAAAUUAGUGGCUAGUUUGCCAUCUUUGUGAUGGAUAUGGUGGCUAGCUUACCGGCUUUGUGAUAUCUAAUCUGCUGACUAGUUUGCCAUCUUUGUGAUAUAUUGUGACAUAUCUGGUGACUUGCUUAGUUUGUUGCCAAACUGUAAUCUUGUAAUCAUGAAAGUGAUGUCAAGUUGGAAAUACUUGAGGGUAGAAUCUGAUCUCAGGAGUUCUUGAUAUUCUUUUUUUAAAUGUUUUAAUACAUAUUUCUUUAAUGUGUUGUACGAAUCAUCUCUGUCAUAUUAUGAAUUCCACAAUUGUUUGUAAAUGUCUUACAUUCUAUACACACAUGUACUCUUUUGGAACCAACAUAGCUGCAUGUGAUGCUUCUGAUAUUCUUGAUGACUACAGGCAAAAGCUGGUUGGUAAGCAAUCAAAUUCAAAAUGGUUACAUGGACAAAGAUGCUGGCCUAGAUGUGCUAUGUUGUUAUCCAUCCUUUAUCAGUCAUUGGUUUAGAAAGUAACUAGUCAAGCUGUGACAGAUAGCUAUGCUUCUUGCUUUGCACCGAUAAUCACAAAAUGCACAUCCUGAAAUAGCAAUCUCAAGUCUUGUAGCAGAUAGAUACAUCUUCUUUCUUAUAUUGAUAAUCAGAUGGGUUAAAUUGAAAAAAACCGCUUUAGUUGUAAUACUUCUAGAAGAUUAUGAUAUAGAUUGUACGCAACUGCAUCAAGCUAUAGAAGUUUUGGAAGAAACGUUCAAUGUUCCUGACCAAAAUACCUAUGCAUGUGUCAGAAAUGCAGAAUAAACAUCUCAUGCCCUGCA